UGUAUCCGGAUCUGAAUCAUAUCUCUCAGUCCGCCAUGGCAAAACCGACCGCCUCCCUCUUCCAAACCCUCAAGCGCUACAUCAAGAAGCCAUGGGAGAUAACGGGGCCUUGUGCCGAUCCGGAGUACCGUUCUGCCUUGCCUAAAGCCACGGAAUACCGAUUAGCGUGUCCGGCCACCUCCCCGCUGAAGGCGAUCGUACCUACCUCCGAUCCGGAGACCGUCUUCGACAUCAAGUACUAUACCCGCGACCAGCGCCGCAAUCGCCCCCCGAUUCGCAGGACGGUGCUCAGAAAGGCCGAUGUUGAAAAGAUGAUGAAGGAGAAGACAUUCGAUAUCAACGACUUUCCUAGGGUUUAUUUGACAGCGAAAGUUGAGGAGGAUUAUAAUGCCGUUGGUGGUGGCUACCAGAAAUGAGGUGUGGGAUCAUGGCAAAGAGCUCAGACAGCAUUCCCUGACUUCCUUCUUUUUCUCUCUGUUAUUAUCACUGAAGUAAUGCAGGUAAUUCUAGCAUGGCAAUUUCUUGCGACUAUACUGUAGUUGAGGAAGAUGCAGUGUCCAACAUUAAUAAAGACAGUUGUCUGGAUCUUGUUUUAUCUGUUUAUUCUGGUUGCAUAUGUGUUUGUAUAGAUCCAAAUGCAACUGCAGCUGAUUGAUGAACACUUUGACUGAUCUCUCAAGGUUGUAUGAUUUUCUUAUGAUUAUCUAUUAAAACUUUUCACUACAU
Molecule: messenger RNA, 726 nt
Organism: Rubroshorea leprosula
Lineage: Eukaryota; Viridiplantae; Streptophyta; Magnoliopsida; Malvales; Dipterocarpaceae
Source: the annotation of a GenBank genome assembly